AUGCCGGACAGCAGCAACCGUUUCUCGACGCAGUCCGCCGCCUCGACUUCUUCAUCGGUCGGGGGUUCGUCCUUCCGACACUCCCUCAGUUCGUCCAGCAACGGCCGCCUGACUCCCGCGUCGGAACGGUUGAGCAUCCGCGUCCCCGACAACAAGCGCUACUUGCGAGGCGCGACGUCAGUCGCUGGACGAACCAGCGAGGAGGUGGGGGAAGGAGACCACGGGGAGACGUGGGUCGACGCGGACGAAGGGGAACACGCAGGAGGGCAGCAUAAUGCGCAAGACGAGGUCGAAGAAGCAGACCGGGGAGUCGGGUGGACGGGAAGCGCUUCCGAGGCUGUUGGAGUCGGGCUGGGACUGGGUUUCGACGUUGACAUGGGCGCCGUCCGCGCUGAUGCUCUUCGUACGCCUCCGCGGAUUGAAAGAGAGGUCGGCGGUGUGGACACGGGCGCAUCAACGAUGCUUCGUGACCACGUUGACGGCGAAUUCGCUCCUUCCGCCGGCGCCGACUCGAUCUCGCAUACUUCCGAAGCUUCGACAUCGAGCACGGCACUCUCGACGCAUCAGUCUGUCGCUUCGUCCGACUCGUCAACCCUGAGCCUCCCAACCGCCCCUCCAGUCGACCUCUCUCUGCCCAAUCGACCGAACGCAAGCGGUCCGUUCGUCAGCGUUGCGAGCGGUCCUAUGGGUCGCCUCGCGGCAGAGAAUGCCUCUACGUCGCGACCAACGACCUCGAGCAGCGCACGCUCCUUCCUCUCCAGCUUGCUCAACCGCUCACCCCGCUCCAGCGGCCACUCUCCGCGAUUCACCACUCCGAACACCUCGUCAUCUUCAUCGCCGAACCCUUCCAUCCCUCGCUCUCCUUCCGCACCUCACGGCUGGCAACCCCAUCCAACCGUCGCAGCGCUUCAGUCGAACGAUGCCAUCCAUUCUCGCUCGACUAGCAUGCCGGCGAUCGCCGGCGCGCCCCAGCCUCGGUCGUCGAGCGACUUGUUUCGACCCGAGUCGGUCGCUUGCAACGCUCCGCAGCGACGCACGCCCCGAUCUAUCGCCGCAGCGACUUUCGCCGGCCUUGCGAGGUCCACCUCACUGCGCGGCACGGCAGACUCGAGCAGUAUGAGCAGCGGCUCUCACAGGCCCGCUCCGCCCGAGACACAGUCGCCUGUACCAACCAUCGGCCUCUCAACGCCGCCGCCGCCUCCCCUCGUUCCGUCGCCUCCCACCCUUGCAUCUAUCGGCUUGACCGUCAACCCGCUCACGCAGCAGCUCUCCCUCUCACGCAACGCCCAGCCGCUCUGCGGAGCUCUCUUGGACAACAAGUACCUCCUCAUCGGCACGACCGCCGGCCUCGACUUCCUCCCUCUUCCGCUCCCCGGUUCGCUUCCGAUGAAGCAUCAUGGCCUCAAGAAGCGGAGGGAAACUCGCAAGCCUAUUCCGCUCAUCAAACGGACGCGGUUCAAGGAGCUGGCGGUUCUCAACGAGCGGUCCAACAUCUUGCUUGCCAUUGCCGGCCGAAACGAUCACGUCCGAGUGUACGCUCUCGACGGGAUCAGGGCGAUGAUUGAGCGAAAGAUGGCCGAGAUCGACAUCAAGGACGGCUACCCGAUCAUCCAGGAUGCCGCCAUCUUCGACUCUGCUACGCCUACGCCUCGCUCUACGGCAGCGAAAGGCAAACAGCGGGCCGAGCCGUCGGAUGCCAGCUCUUCCUCGCACGACGCACCUCUCGCAACGUUCCCCCGCCCUUCGCAACUCGCGCCCAACUCUUCCUACCAGUUCCCUUCGACUUCCCCGUCAGAUCCGCAGGCGCCUACUCCGCGCCGACGACCUUCUCUCGCCCGGAACCGACCACCUUCAUGGCAUCGCCUCUCGAACCCACUUUACUCUGCCGUCUCGCCCACCUCGCCCAUCCGCAUCUCUGGCCGCCAGACUCCGUCUUCGACCUCGGUCGUCCGCACUCUCCCUACGGCGACUCCCCGCGGCUCCGUGUCCAGUCAGGCGACUGUCCAAGCCGGCACGCCUCGCACCAUCCGUCCGCAAAAUUCGCGCGACUUCGUGGCGGGCCGACGCGGAUCGACCGCGACCAUGCAGCGGCGAUACAGCAGGGCUGACGGCGGAGCUUCGUCGCCCGGUCGAAGGUCGAGCGCGCCCUCGCUUCACUCGCGCAGGGCGAGCACGAGGUCGGUCAGCGGGCGGAAGAGCUCCGCUGACGGGUCGAGCGAUGUCCCGCCGGUUCCGUCGCGACGUUUCGAGCCGCGGGCGCCGGUCAAGCCCCUCAACACGCUUGAGCGCUCGCCAACAUCCGACUUGGCCGAGUUCCUCGCCACGACCGGUCCCGACCUCGACUCGCCCGAGCUGGAUCGCGUCCUUGCGUCGAGUCGCGAGCGUCGCAGGUCGUCGAUCGCUGAGCAGGUCGCGCAGACGGAGCAAGACGCCCAGCUCUUUCCGGCAGCCAAGCGUUUCGCACGUUCGACCGCGUCGUCGCACGCCGCAGGUCUCGCGGCUUUCGGAGCGAAGGACGACAGGACCUUUGUCGAGCAUCUUGACGUCGGGGACACGAAUAGCUCUGAAGCCAUCACGGACGCACCUCCCCCUCUCCCGCCCAAGCCGCAAGCCCGUCGAGCUUCGACACCCCUCCUCACGCCAGGUCAGAAGUCGCCGUCCAUGAACCUCGCGGAGUGGAUCAGUCAGACUGGGCCCGCGAGCGACCAGCGGCUGGCGACGACUCGACGACCUCCACCCGAUUUGUCGAACGGCUUUCGCGAUCCGUUCAGCGAAGCGAACGCUCCAUCGCAUUCGCCACAGGUCCCGUCGGCUUCGUCGUCGCCCACAAGCCAGGCCACCAGCCGUUUUGCCCCUCGCUCGCCCGUUGUCAGCAGCGAGCUGGACGAGGGAGCGUCGGCGAGCCCGCGAGGAACGGAACUCUCGCUUGCCGAGAUCAUUCGAGACGGCCCUCCACCAUCUCCGUCGCUCGCUAACACGUCUCCAGGCUCACGCGCCGGCAAACGGUGGUCGAUAGGCGGCGUCGGCGCUAAACUGAUGAACAAACCUGCGCCGAACGAUGGCGGCUCCCCGAAGCUUGCCAGUCGUCGCAACGACCGUUUCUCUGCGGACAGCCCCAGGUCGUCGAACGGCUGGGAGCUGGUCUCUGAGCCGGAACAAGCCGUCGACGAGCAGGCCCAGCCGCUUGCCUCGCAGCCUCUUCCGUUCCCAACUUCUCCGGCAGCUCAGAACGACCCGUCGCCCGCUAUCAGGAGGACGGCCAACGACCAGAAACGCCGUCCUCUCUCGUCCUUCAACCAAGGUGAACCGCUCAUUGUGCCGGCUUCGGCACAGGUUCCGCCCCCGCUGGACGCGCAUCCAGCCAACAGCCCCGUCGAGUACGUCAAGCUGGCGCGGACGCGCGGCGCCCGACUGUUGCGAGCCGUCGAAACGAAGAAGCGGACCUACCUCGCCGUCCUCUGUGGCGAGGAAGGCGAACGCAUCGAGCUCUUCACCGGCUCGCGGUCGAUCUCGCUCAGCCUGAAUCGCACCUUCGUCUUGCCGGAGACGCCCAAGACGAUUGAGUUCCAGCUGCAAGGGGACGACCUCGUUGACAUCUAUCUCGUCUACGGCGAAUCGAUCUUCGCGCUCGAACCGGCGACCGUUCGGGUGCGAGAAGUCGGCGUCGGCAGAAGCGAGCGAAGGGCUCGUCGGGAGCGCGAACGGCGGAUGCGUGAUUUGGCGACCUCGACUCGCGUCGAUGCCGCUACCGACCAGCCGGACGAACUCGCCUCGUCAGGCCUGCAUGCGGCGCUUCAUCCCGCCGAUCACGUCCUUCGCGAGACGGAAGAAGCAUCGGCCCGUGCAGGAGCCGGCAGAUCCCGUUCGCCUUCGCCCGUCCCGCAGGCGGAGUCAGCAGCCGCAGCCGAGCACGACGAGCCUCUGCCGCCUCAGUACACCGUUCGCGAAGCCGACCACACCAUGGCACAACUCGAGCCGGCUCCUUUUCCGACAACGAACGAAUCGCCUGACCCAGAGGCCGCCGCAGCGCCGAACAAGCUCGCCGAACCCUACACGAGCUUUCAGCAGCUACCCUUCGUUCCGCCUGUCCCGUCGAGCGUUCUUUCAUCGGCUUACACGAUUCCGCCCCUCUACACCGACGUUGUCGGACCCGCAGCGCCGUCGCCUAACUUCCCCCUCCAGCAACCCUCCAUCACCGUCACACAGGAGAGCGGAACAGACGAGGCGAACGUCUCGCCUCCACCACCCCCGAACGAGUACGACCUCCCGCUUCUCUCGCCAAUCUCGCUCCUCGGUGGGCAACGCCAGACUGGUCCGCCUGGCCUCUUCUUCGUCUCGAAGGGCGCCAACUUGACUGGCAUCGUGACUGCCGACGGCAAAAGCGUCAUCAAGCGGCCACUCGUCUGGGGCAAUGACCGAGCAGCCAUCGACACCGUCGUCGAUGGCAUGCAGCGCAUUGAAGUUCUCGUCCUCCACGGCAAGCGCACCGCCGUCGUUCGCGUCUCGCCGCAGGACGUCAAGGUCAUCUCGGUCGACGGCGCCUCCCCGUCCCAGCCUUUCACCUCCGCCAUCCCCGUCUCACCUGCACGCUCUCGCCCUCGUAUUCAGUUUCUCGCUACGCACGCUGCUGGCCAGCAGCUUGUCUACUCCCAAACCGUCGGAUCCGCCUUCAGCAUUGUCUGCCUUGGCCCGUCCGCCCUGUCGUCCUGA
Molecule: messenger RNA, 4710 nt
Organism: Rhodotorula toruloides NP11
Lineage: Eukaryota; Fungi; Basidiomycota; Microbotryomycetes; Sporidiobolales; Sporidiobolaceae
Product: mitogen-activated protein kinase kinase kinase kinase 4-like protein
Exons: 5
Coding region: 1-4710 (1569 amino acids)
Source: RefSeq, a predicted model, not a curated record